Molecule: messenger RNA, 1277 nt
Organism: Rhagoletis pomonella (apple maggot)
Lineage: Eukaryota; Metazoa; Arthropoda; Insecta; Diptera; Tephritidae
Product: protein ALP1-like
Exons: 3
Coding region: 252-1247 (331 amino acids)
Source: RefSeq, a predicted model, not a curated record
CUGGUGUCAGCUGUCAAAAAAAUGUGGACUGUUUGUGAAAUUUUUGAGCGAAACAUUUAACAAAAUGAGUAAUUCCGAAGAAUCUUUGAUCGUGUCAAUGUGUAUGGGCGAGCAGCCAGGCAAGAGCAUGGGAAACCGUACGCGAAAUACUGGAAACCAUAUUUGAAAGUUCCAGUUCAUCCUCUGAAGACUCGGAAAGCGAAAAUGAACAUCAUGAGAAGUGUUCCAACUUUGAAGGUACUCUCGAUGCAAUGAGUGAGAUGGACUUCAAAAUUAACAUGAGACUGAAACGUGAAACAGUGGAGUAUCUAACAACGAAAUAUUCAAUAUCUGCGUUUCUUCCUGACCAGUCUGGUGGUGGUAGGUCACGCAUAUCACCCAAAAAGGCAGUUUAUAUGUAUAUUUGGUACAUAAGCAACACCGUGACAUUUAGGCAGCUAGGUAUUUUGUUUGGGGUAGCCACUUCGGCCGCGUGGACAACAGUUCAACGAGUUACCGAAUUCUUGGUAUCUAUUAGCCAUGAAUACAUCAAGUGGCCAGAAGGUGCUUAUUUGCAAAAUACAACGGAAAAAUUUCACCAAAAAAAACGUAUUCCUGGCGUGAUUGGAGCUAUAGAUUGCACACAUAUUGUUAUUAAGGGUCCGAAAGAUCAAAAACAGAUGUACUUUAAUCGAAAAAAAUCGUACAGCUUGGUGCUUCAAGCCGUAGUAGAUGCCGAUAAAAAGUUCACGGACAUAACUUGUGGUAAACCUGGCUCGCUUCAUGAUUUCAGAGUUUUGAGAAGAUCAAAACUAUUCCACGAUGCCGAAAGAUAUUAUGAAGAAAUGUUCUCAGGUUCCUAUUUUAUUAUCGGAGAUUCGGCAUAUCCGUUGAUGAAAUGGCUGGUGUCACCAUUUAAAGACUAUGGAAAUUUAACCCAAAUUCAACGAAAAUUCAACGAAAUACAUUCUUCAACGCGAAUGGUAGUUGAAAAUGCGUUUGGGCUGUUAAAAGGACGUUUCCGAAGGCUGGUGGAAUUUACAGAGCAAACAGAUUUGAAGAUGAUUACGAACAUCGUGGCCAGUACGUGUGUUGUACAUAACAUUUGCAUGACUUUUGACGAUUUGUGCGACGCCAAUGAAGAAAAUGACACAGACGAAGCGAACCCCUUUGUUAUUGAAGAUGAAAUUGAGGAGUCAAAUUUGGAUGCAAACCUUGAUAGGAGACAAAACCUUUUUAAUUAUUUAAGACAACAAAAUAUUAUUUAAAUAUAUAUUACAUUCAUUUAUUUGUAAACA